AUGCAAGCCUCUGCACUGCUUCUGUGCCUGCUGCUCACAGUGGCUGCCUUCAGCAUCCACAUACAGGCUCAGCCAGAUGGGAUCAAUUCAACCCCACAUGCCUGCUAUGUCAAGAAACCAAAGAUUCCCGUGAGACAUCUGGAGAGCUACAAAAAGAUCACCAGUAGCCACUGUCCCUGGGAAGCUGUUAUCUUCAAGACCAAGAAGGGUAUGGAGCUCUGUACUGACGCCCAACACCAAUGGGUCCAGGAUGCCAUGAAGUAUUUGGACAAGAAAACCCAAACUCCAAAGCCUUGAAGUCUCUCACCUGAACAGAAACCCAGGAGACAAGAAACAAGAAAUCUGCCCCCUUGUCUUUUCUGAGAAUUGUGAUGAGAAGGAUGGAUUCUGUCUCUAAGGGAUCUUUGCUGUCUGUAGGAAUGUGAACAGCCACACUUAAGGAAUUAUCUCUAAGUUAUUAAUAUUUUUAUUUAAUUUGCCAUGUACUUUGGUGUGAUUUGAAUGUAGACACCUCCUGUCACUUUAAUGUUGUAUUACCAUUUACUUUGCUCUAGUAUUGUGAACAGGCUUUGCAAGAAUCAAUGAAAAGGUUGUAUU
Messenger RNA from Arvicola amphibius (Eurasian water vole), 597 nucleotides. RefSeq names its product C-C motif chemokine 7-like. Gene Ontology annotation, molecular function: CCR chemokine receptor binding; chemokine activity. Gene Ontology annotation, cellular component: extracellular region. Gene Ontology annotation, biological process: neutrophil chemotaxis; positive regulation of ERK1 and ERK2 cascade; positive regulation of GTPase activity. The record is from RefSeq and is a predicted model, not a curated record. Lineage: Eukaryota; Metazoa; Chordata; Mammalia; Rodentia; Cricetidae.